UCUGAACAAAAGAACGGCUGAGUCUGAAAGCAGCAAGCAAUUGAAGCAACCCGUUGUGACGUCAGAGGUCAGAUUUAGGAAGGGAAAUGUCGGUGCAGAAGUGAUCGUUUGGGAAGUUAAAUAUUGUGCUCGUUUUAGUGAUUGAGCUAACAAAAUUGUAGACUGGGACUUAUGAGCCGAGUGAUAAUGGCGGCUAUACUCAAGGAUUUCAUUGUCGGCCUUAAAUACCGUCUCAUUCGCAAAAUCGGUAGUGGCUCCUUCGGUGACAUAUAUCUUGGCAUCAAUAUUACAAAUGGAGAGGAAGUUGCUGUUAAAUUGGAAGAAUGUCGUGCUAGACAUCCUCAAUUGUUAUAUGAAAGUAAACUUUAUAAAGUCCUCCAAGGGGGUGUUGGUAUACCACAUGUCAGAUGGUUUGGUACAGAGAGACAAUACAAUGUUUUGGUAAUGGAAUUGUUGGGACCUUCCCUAGAAGAUCUAUUUAAUUUUUGUGGCCGUAAAUUUACUAUUAAAACUGUUCUCAUGUUAGCAGAUCAAAUGGUGGCUCGUAUAGAAUUCCUUCAUGCCAAGAGCUUCAUUCAUCGUGAUAUCAAACCUGAUAAUUUUCUAAUGGGAAUUGGACGCCAUUGUAAUAAAUUAUAUCUGAUAGAUUUCGGAUUGGCUAAAAAGUAUCGGGAUCUCAGAUCUAGGUUGCACAUCGGAUAUCGGGAAGACAAGAAUCUCACAGGCACUGCCCGUUAUGCAUCAAUUAAUGCACAUCUUGGUAUUGAACAAUCAAGACGCGAUGAUAUGGAAUCUUUAGGGUAUGUACUAAUGUAUUUUAACAGAGGCUCAUUACCGUGGCAGGGGCUCAAAGCUGCCACUAAGAAGCAAAAAUAUGAAAAAAUUUCAGAAAAGAAAAUGUCCACACCUGUUGAAGUAUUGUGUAAGGGUUUUCCAGCUGAAUUUGCAAUGUAUUUAAAUUAUUGCCGAGGCCUGAGAUUUGAUGAGGGUCCUGAUUAUAUGUAUUUAAGACAGUUGUUCCGUAUUCUGUUCCGCACUUUGAAUCAUGAAUAUGAUUACUUAUUCGACUGGACAAUUCUCAAGCAAAAACCUGGAGCGCCAAACUUGGGGGCUGCUGGUACUUCUCAAGUGCAACCCAAUACAUCAGGUAACCGCUAACAGAAGUUAUCACAGUGACGUUCUACAUCGGAGAAUGGUUAGAAUUCAGAAAAUAAUCAUGCAACACGGUCUCAUUAUUAUAACAUUCACAUAAAAAAUAUUUAAAAUAUGUAAACUAGCUUGCAUGUUUAUUGUAAGCCAGUCUAUAAUCUAUUAUUGUUUGCACUUUACUUAAAUUUAAGUACAAAAACGAUACUAGAUUUUUGAGAGGUGUGACAGAUGAAGUACAGUUUUUAAUUAAUUUAAGGAUGGACCCUGAAUUUUAAUCAAUGCAUUAGUCUAUGAUAAACUAAUAAUAGUAUUCGCUAGUGUAUUGAUUUGAAAUUUUAUAUUAUCACAUGUAUAAUUAGGUAUGAUCAUAAUAAGAUCAGUAUUGUUUGAUCAUUUUUAAUAUUAAAUUUUGAUGAAUUUAUAAUACUUUUAUUAACCCUAUGGUUAAUAAUCAGGAGUGAUACGGUCAACUAGAUCUGUUGACUUUUACUACAUUUUCCCAUCGUUAAGAUAAUAAUGCAGACAUUAUUGUUGUA
Molecule: messenger RNA, 1685 nt
Organism: Ctenocephalides felis (cat flea)
Lineage: Eukaryota; Metazoa; Arthropoda; Insecta; Siphonaptera; Pulicidae
Product: casein kinase I-like
Exons: 8
Coding region: 172-1158 (328 amino acids)
Biological process (GO): signal transduction; negative regulation of canonical Wnt signaling pathway; peptidyl-serine phosphorylation
Cellular component (GO): nucleus; cytoplasm
Molecular function (GO): protein serine/threonine kinase activity; ATP binding
Source: RefSeq, a predicted model, not a curated record